AUGAAAGCAGUCCACCAGGUCCCACCGGGGCUCGGAGCUCGGAAUGGCUGCUUCUUCGCUAUCAUUUACGCAAUCCUUCACACUAGCUCCUAUACUGACAAGUAUCUGGCCUGUUCCCCAAGCAAGUACUACACGGACUUGGAGACAAAUUGGUUCGGGCUUGGUAUUGUGGCCACAGCACCCAUGUCUCUUCUCGUCCCGUUCUCAUCCACGACACUGCGCAAAAGAUACUAUGAGGUAUUCCUCAGGAUACACAUCCUAUCUGGCAUUGUCAUCGUCUACGCCUUGUGCAAACACAUCUCCAGGUUUGGCACAGAAUAUACCAUGCACCUUUGGCCCGUUGUCCCCCUCUGGGCUCUUGACCGCCUCCCCCGCAUCGCCCGCCUUGCGAGCUGCAACAUGCGCGCGCAGAGCGGGAGACUGACUCCUUCCCACGCGCAGAAGCAGAGUCACAUACAGCCCGAAAGGCGACGUGCCCCGCAUCAGGAUUUAGCUAUCGGCACUUCCGAUUAG
Molecule: messenger RNA, 513 nt
Organism: Aspergillus calidoustus
Lineage: Eukaryota; Fungi; Ascomycota; Eurotiomycetes; Eurotiales; Aspergillaceae
Source: the annotation of a GenBank genome assembly